UCAACUACACCCGUCAGCUACCGCUGUAGAUUAAAGGAACUUUUCUUGCGUUACAAACUGAAAUCCAUAACUCCGAGAAGGAUGUACUUUUCCACUUAUCUUAUAAUUCUCCUCAUUGUAUUGGGUAUUGUUUUUUAUUAUUUACGGAAACGACAGGAGGAAAAUGAUGGAGAGCAGAAGAAUUCAUUUCUAUCAUCACCAUUGGAUCAACAAUCUCCACACGAAGAAGAACAUGAUCAGAGGACCGAUUCAUCCUCAUCAUCAUCACUGGAUAAACCAUGUCGACUUUUUUCACUUGCUGAAAUCAAAUUGGCAACCCAUGAUUUUGAUGAUGCAUUUGUAAUAGGAAAGGGUGGCUUUGGGAAGGUAUACAAAGGUAAGAUUGAGUUUGGGGAAGAAGGAAUUGAUGUUGCAAUUAAGAGGUUUAAUCUUGAUUCCAAUCAAGGGGCAACUGAGUUCCGGUCAGAGAUUGAGAUGCUUUCUAAAUUUCGCCAUGGUCAUAUUGUGUCUCUUUUAGGAUACCAUGAAGGAUCCGAUAAAAGAGAGAUGAUUCUUGUUUAUGAAUACAUGCCGAAAGGAAGUCUCGAGGAUCAUUUGCACAAAAGAAGAGCUAAUGGAAGUAAAUGUUCUCUGCUGACAUGGGUCCAGAGGCUCAACAUUUGCAUAGGUGCUGCUCGUGGUUUGGACUACCUUCAUUCAGGUACAGGUGUUGAAUCUAGAGUCAUACACCGUGACAUCAAGAGCUCAAACAUCCUGCUGGAUGAGAAUUUGGCUGCUAAGAUUUCCGACUUCGGGUUGUCCACAAUUGGUCCAGCAAAUCAGGUGGGCACCACUAAUGUUUAUACCAAUCAGAUCAGAGGCACAUUUGGAUACAUAGAUUCUGAGUAUUACACGACUCGCAGACUGACACGAAAGUCUGAUGUGUAUGCAUUUGGUGUGGUGUUAUUGGAAGUGUUGUGUGGUAGACCUGCUCUGGAUUUUACAUUGGGUGAGGAGCAACACAGCCUAGCUGUAUGGGCCAAAGACUGCAUCAAAGAAGGUAAGAUUGAUCGAAUCAUUGAUCCAUGUUUGAGGGGGAAAACCACAGCUAACUGUCUGAAGGAAUUUGGGAGAAUUGCAUCUGAAUGCAUCCUUACUCGUUCAAAGGAUCGACCCACAAUGACUAAGGUAGUGGCUCGGCUUGAAUUUGUGUUAACUUUGGCGUCACAAAAACAUGGUGGGGCAACAAUUGCUGAAAAGGUGUGGUCGUUGUUCCCUCUCAAAAUUCCAGCAGUAAAUGGUAAAAAUUACAGACUUAGAAAAAAGUGGAGCGAUUACAACAAAAGUAAACGGAUCAUACUAGACAAAGAAAUGACAGAAGGGAGCAAUGAAGGUAAAGAUAACAGUGUCAUUGUAGUAGACCCCACUAAGCCAGCAGCAGAGGGGAGCAAUGCUACUAUAAACAAAUGUGUCAUAACGGAAGAACCCAUUAUGACUGCAGAAGAAAGAAGCAGCAACUGUAUAAAAGAAAGUGCAAAUAUAAAUAAACUCGCUACCACAGCAGUAGAAUGUCAUGACACUAAGGCUCAGCCAUCAAGUAGUCAGAUGGGGACACAUAGUUUGAUGAUAUUCACAUUUGAUGAGGUAAAGAGAGCUACCAGGAAUUUCCUGCCAUCAGAAUUACUUGGAGUUUCGGAUGGUGCCUCAGUCUAUAAAGGGUGGGUGGAUAGUGCAUCGUAUGCACCAUCAGUGUUAGGUGUGGGGAUAGCUGUCGCUAUCAAGAUUUCAAAUACAGAUAGCGCUCGAAGUCGCAAAGAGUGGCAGGCUUUAUCAGGGGUGGUGGUGGAAAUCCAGAUUCCAAAUGGAUCAUGUAGGAUCGCUUUCCGAACUGAUAUUUUUACCUUAUGCCCGAGUUACAAGAAAUCCAUUCUAGGAUAA
Molecule: messenger RNA, 1917 nt
Organism: Lactuca sativa (garden lettuce)
Lineage: Eukaryota; Viridiplantae; Streptophyta; Magnoliopsida; Asterales; Asteraceae
Source: RefSeq, a predicted model, not a curated record